Molecule: messenger RNA, 2256 nt
Organism: Ochlerotatus camptorhynchus
Lineage: Eukaryota; Metazoa; Arthropoda; Insecta; Diptera; Culicidae
Gene: Prip
Product: prip
Exons: 7
Coding region: 521-1312 (263 amino acids)
Biological process (GO): transmembrane transport
Cellular component (GO): plasma membrane
Molecular function (GO): channel activity
Source: RefSeq, a predicted model, not a curated record
CUGGCACGAAUAGUGUGAGUUCGUAUUUUGACCGGCACUGAGGCAACGCAGUUCCGACUGGCAAGUAUGUUCCUCCGUCCAGUAGUGAUAAAACGAAGAUAAUUGCGGGAAGUCAGUAAAAUCUGAGUGACGGGUAGUGAGAUUCGGACGAUUUUUAUCACACCGUGUUAUUGUGCGUUGGUGGCGGAAGAGUCUUGGAGUAAAAAAGGAACACAAACAAAACUCGCGGACAUUUACGAAACAUUGCUGGUUAUCAAUGAAGUGCUCGAGUGAUCUAUAAUUUGUACCAGUAGAUACCAUCCACUAAACGGAGCGGAAAACAACAAUUUCCAACCGAAUGUGUGUCUUCUCUAGUGGUUGAUAAAGGGUAGUGAAAGUAUACCGGUGUUACAAAAUAUUUGUGGAGCUAAUUGUGUUGCUUCAGAACGUGCAAUUAAUGCGUGAAAACUUGUCUACAAAUAGAGGCUCAAUUACGGUGGCAUUUGCUUAAGGUUUCAAUUACAGCACAAAAAUACACGCAAUGGGCACGUCGUACAAACUUGGUAUGGAAGAGCUCUCGGGCAAAUCUUCCAACAUCUGGAAAGCACUGGUAGCUGAAUUCAUCGGAAUCUUCAUUCUCAACUUUUUCGGGUGUGCAGCAUGUACCCACGCGGCAGGUGAUAAAACUCUCAUUUCCCUGGCAUUUGGAUUGAGCGUGUUUAUGGUUGUUAUGUCCAUUGGCCAUAUUAGCGGUGGCCAUAUCAACCCAGCGGUAACAGCUGGCCUCCUUGCAGCCGGAAAGGUCAGCAUUGUUCGAGCAAUCCUGUACAUUGUGAUCCAAUGCGCUGGAGCGGUCGCUGGAACUGCUUCUCUUAAGGCACUUUUACCGGAAACGUACCAAAAUGGUCUUGGCAACACUGGUCUGAAGGAAAACGUUCAGGAUAUGCAGGGAUUAGGAAUUGAAUUUUUCCUCGGUUUCAUCCUGGUGCUGUGCGUCUUUGGCGUUUGCGACGAGAACAAACCCGACUCACGAUUUGUGGCACCUUUGGCUAUCGGUAUGACGGUUACGCUGGGUCAUCUCGGUGUCGUCGAGUACACCGGUUCUAGCAUGAAUCCAGCACGCUCGUUCGGAACAGCAUUCAUCGGCGACAACUGGGCUAAUCACUGGAUCUAUUGGGCCGGUCCUAUUAUGGGUGGCGUAUGUGCAGCUCUUUUGUAUUGCCAAGUGUUUAAAGCCCCCAAGUCGGAGGAACUGUCCGCUACGGAACGUUAUCGCGUGAUAGCCGACGAAAAAGAGCUGAAGCGUUUGGAUGGAAAACACGAUAUGGCCUAACCUGUGCGCAUUGGAACGUCUGAAAUUAUUUACGUAGUUCUAGAAAUAUUCAUUCAUAGAAUAUUCGCCGAAAAAGCGUAUUAACGUAUUUUUACAAUCUGAUAACAGCCAAAAUAAACAGUGAGUUAAGCGGUCAGCUUAAGAAGUAUUUAUAAGGAAACAAAAAGUGCCACGAAUAAAUAAAAUUAUUGCGAAUAAUUUUACGAAUCAAGUAUAGAAGAAUAUUGAGUUUAUUAAGUAUAUCUUAUUUUAUUUUUGUGAUUUGGUUAAAUUUUUCUAUAUGUAGCAUAACUAGGAUCGAUUCGAAAAAUGUCAUUAAGCAUCACAACAUCCUUGAUAUAAUAUACUCUGGUAAUUAAACGAUCAUUAAUGAAUUGCCAGCAAGAAGUCCUGCAAGUUAAUGUGAAAGUUGAUAGAAUCCACAAAUGGCCGCUGUUUUAGCCCGUUAUCUAAAGAAGGGAAUAUUUUGGGGAAGGAAAAUUUCUUCUUUCGUCUACAUAUAUCAAAAGCAGAUGAAAACUUUUGAAUUGAUCAAGGGAUUGCAGGAGAGCAAGGAAUUUACCAUUUUGUGGCCUGUAAGAUUACAUUGUUUUGUGGGGUGCAUCGAUUAGCUUGGGACCGAAGAAGGUACCAGAGCUGAGCAAAAAAGUUGAGCACGUUUCUUCGGGACCUUCUGGUCUUAGAGUUACCACUAUGCUAACACCCUCUAUCAUCCACAUCAUUAUCAUUGUCAUAUUUGCUCAUUUUUCUAUGCGUUACUUCCACCUUCGCUCGAGUGCAGCGCUGCUAUAUCUGUCGCUUGGAUUCUGGCAGAGUUGCCAGUCUUCUUGAUUUGAUGUCUUUGCUCAAAGCUAAGAUUUAGCCUAAGAAUGUGCGAGAAUCAGAAGUUAUAGACCAACAAAGAUCAAAUGCUUGUAUUUUUUAAAUUUACAUUCUUUUUUUUU